AUGACCGUUUCACGAGCUGAGCCGUCAUCGUCACCGUCAUCGUCGUCUUCUUCGUCUUCUUCGUCUCUCUUGGAUGGCCAUCUCCUUUCUUCUACUGCUUUCUUCUCUCCUGACGGCCUGGUGAUGUCUGAUGCCAGGUUGCCAGUGGUUGCACAGCUCGGAGGCGAGCUAGAUCAUCCGACUGUUCGCUUCUCUUCUGCUGCUACUUCUCUGGCUCUUCUGCCUCUUCGAUGUAUAUUUUUAUCUGCAGGUAUGACUGACUGGUGCAACGCUUGUCUCCUGAGGCUGGCUCUCUUGACCCUUUCUAGUCCCAUCGACUGUCCUCCACCACGGCGGACCUCCUUUGCCGCCUGUCUCUGCUGGCUCCGUCUCCUCCUCUGGGUCCGAAACACUAACCAUCGAAAUAAGAAGGAGAAGAAGAAGCAGCCAGAAGGAAAUAAGAAUAGCAAGCUAGCUAUCUAUCGCCGUCGCUGUCCUCUCCUGUCAUGUCCUGUCCUCUCCUAUCUAUAUAAAAAGAGAGAGACUUCCGCCUUUGGUUACCUAACCUUCUUUUUUUUUUCUUCUCCUUCACCCACCAAAAUAUUUUUCUCCCUCCUCUCUUCGUCGACUUCGCUACAUCUUCAGCUCUACCCCCCGCUACAUCCUCCACUACGCCGACUCCAGCUGCUCGACUCAGGCCUGUCUGGCGGUCUGAAGUUGCUUUGCUGUCGAACAGGUUCAGCCCCCCCCUUUUGCCCUUCGCCACCGCUUGCAUCCUGCGCUGCGCUGCUGCUGGCCUUGCUGCCAAUCACCACCACCCCUCCCAGCCCCGGACCAGCGCCCGCGCCCCCCCGGACGACAGAGCGUGCUCGUGGAUGGACACCAGCUAGCCCGCACGAAGAGGACAUGGCGGAGUUUGGAGGAGUGAAUGCCCAUGCCCACGCAGACCUGUUGCGGCAAGCGAUGCUUCAGAACGUCAUUCGAACGACGGAGAACAGCGAAGAACGAAAAGAAGAAGAAGAAGAAGAAGAAGACGAAGACGAAGACAACGACAACAAAGUAGAAAGAGACUACGGUGGCAAGGAAAAGGCCAGCACAUCCUCCUGUCGACCGGCUCUCAUCUCCGCGUCCAGACAAGAGCUACGCUGCAAGGCCAGAGACCGCUUUAUCUCCGCCUGGGGGGAGGGGAGGGAUGGGAAAACGCCACCAAGCUGUCACCCCAGCUUUUUGUUUUCCAUGCCACGGCAAUAG
Messenger RNA from Trichophyton benhamiae CBS 112371, 1230 nucleotides. RefSeq lists its product as uncharacterized. The record is from RefSeq and is a predicted model, not a curated record. NCBI's taxonomy places the organism in Eukaryota, Fungi, Ascomycota, Eurotiomycetes, Onygenales, Arthrodermataceae. The coding region runs from base 1 to 1230 and encodes 409 amino acids. The transcript is spliced from 4 exons.